AUGGCUAAAAUUCACGCCUCAUUCGUAUUUCCACUUUUGGUGAUUUCCCUGAUAAACUACCACAUUUUCCGGGUAGAGGCGCGUCAUCUCCUGGAGACAACAUUGCCUGAGGUACCUGAGCUUCCUAAGCCUGAACUGCCACCACUGCCUAAGGUUGAGCUUCCUCCAUUACCUGAAUUCCCAACCUUGCCAAAGCCUGAAAUUCCCACUUUGCCAAAACCUGUAUUGCCUGAAUUGCCACCUUUUCCUCAUCUGCCUGAUGAGCUUCCCAAGCCCACAUUACCUACCAUACCAACUCUUCCCAAGGACAUCACACCACCUCAGUCAACUGCUAGUCCUUAA
Messenger RNA from Hevea brasiliensis (rubber tree), 342 nucleotides. RefSeq names its product protein PELPK1-like. The transcript has a single exon. The record is from RefSeq and is a predicted model, not a curated record. Lineage: Eukaryota; Viridiplantae; Streptophyta; Magnoliopsida; Malpighiales; Euphorbiaceae. The coding region runs from base 1 to 342 and encodes 113 amino acids.